AAUGAGUUUCUGGGCCCAAGUUCCAUCUGUGCAGUUUCCACCUCUCUAGGAAAUUACUUCUCCCUCCUGUCCGGUAGGCUAUCACUUUAAGUUUGGGCGGGGCCUGUUGGACACCGGCCCAGCACCUGGAACCUCGAGGAAGCGAGGAAGCGCUGAAGCAGGCCACAAAAGUCUCCGAGGUAGUGAGUGAGGACAUACAAGGACUAGGAUACAGGGAGUAGGUGGCUUCCCAGCGGGAUCCCCAGCUGGGAACCCAGCCACUGGGCUGGGUGGCAGGGAGGGAAGGACCUGUGGCCUCAGCCCUACUGGGGACCAGAACAGAGACCUCAAGAAGCUGGUGAAGUGCCAAGGGCACAGCUGGGGACAGCUACUAGGGCCUCCCCAGAUGCCUGCUGCCUGCAGAACUCAGCUACCACCACCACCACGCCUUCUAAUGCGCUGGACUCUCCCCUGGACCGCUCCUGUGGCUCCUGGACCAGCCUGAUGGCUGUACGCGAGACAUGCGUCAGAGGCCAAGUGGCCUCCACUGUGCGUUACUGCAUGACGGUCGGUGGCACAGUGGUCCUGGUCAUUGGGACCCUCUGCUUUGCAUGGUGGAGCGAAGACGAUACAGCCAUCCAGCCUGGCUCACUGGCCCCCACAGUGAAGCGUCCACUGCCCAGGAUCUCCCUGACGUGGCUCAAGUCUAUCAGUUUAUUCUGCUGUAGCAUGGGUGGCCUGCUUCUGUUCUCUGGCCUGCUCUGGUCCAUCCAGGAUAGCACAAAGAGGUCGAGCCAGGGGGACCUGUACCAACUCUCCAGAGACCUGUGCCACCUUGCUGCGGAGUCUCCUGAGAAGAGCUGCAGGCCUCCCAAGGAGGCUGCCAUUCCCACUUACGAGGAGGCCAUGUACUGUCCACUGGCGGAGGGUCCCCUGCCAUCCCCUGUGCAGCCCGAAGAAGAAGACCUUCAGCGCCACGCCCCAAGAGACGCCCUGCUGGGGUCAACAUCCCUUUUACCCCCACCCAGCUACGAGAGCAUCAUCCAAGCUCAGGAGGCUGUUUCUGGGCCACAUGCUGCAAGCUCCAGCCCAGGUCGAGCUCAGGCUGCAGGGGAGUUCCAGGGCUCCAGCAGCCCCUGAAACUGGCCCCUAAGCCAUGAACUUUGCUCUGGGCCUACUCCAGUGCUGGGCUCCCAGCCGGCAUUCGACAGAGCUAUGCUCCUGGAUGCUGUUUAUGUAUCUGUUGCCGUGUAAGAGACCAUCUCCAUGUCAGGUGGGCUUUAAAUA
Messenger RNA from Alexandromys fortis (reed vole), 1266 nucleotides. RefSeq names its product transmembrane protein 61 (gene Tmem61). NCBI's taxonomy places the organism in Eukaryota, Metazoa, Chordata, Mammalia, Rodentia, Cricetidae. Bases 484 to 1119 code for a protein of 211 amino acids. The transcript is spliced from 3 exons. The record is from RefSeq and is a predicted model, not a curated record.